AUGCUUCGUACCGCUGUCCGUCGAUUCUCCGCUGAAGCGUCCAAGCAACGACCGAAGAGACACCACAAAAAGAAAAAUCACUUCGCGACGGCUGGUCUUCCGCUUGUGCUCUUUAUCGUGGGCGGAUACGUGGCCUUGACGCAGUUUGUUGGCGGCAAGUACGAAGCGAGAGAUCACAUGGUGAAAAGUCAAUCGGAGCACUUGUUCAACUUGGAGGAAGAGCACAAGAAAAUGACUAAGAAGUUGACUCUGGACGACUUCGAGAUCAAGCCUGUGCCCAAGCCCAAGGAGGACCCAUAG
This is a messenger RNA of Phytophthora infestans T30-4, 300 nucleotides long. RefSeq lists its product as uncharacterized. NCBI's taxonomy places the organism in Eukaryota, Oomycota, Peronosporomycetes, Peronosporales, Peronosporaceae. The record is from RefSeq and is a predicted model, not a curated record. The coding region runs from base 1 to 300 and encodes 99 amino acids. Gene Ontology annotation, cellular component: mitochondrial membrane. The transcript has 3 exons.